Messenger RNA from Dunckerocampus dactyliophorus (ringed pipefish), 2002 nucleotides. It is a transcript of the gene tiprl, whose product is annotated as TIP41, TOR signaling pathway regulator-like (S. cerevisiae). Gene Ontology annotation, biological process: TOR signaling. Gene Ontology annotation, cellular component: cytosol. Bases 98 to 928 code for a protein of 276 amino acids. Lineage: Eukaryota; Metazoa; Chordata; Actinopteri; Syngnathiformes; Syngnathidae. The transcript is spliced from 8 exons. The record is from RefSeq and is a predicted model, not a curated record.
CAAAACCACAAACUCACCCCACUGGAAUAUAGUGUUGUAACAUAAACGUGUAGUGAGAAGAACGGCCUGAAGAGGUCAGCAAUGAGUCAAGUCAGAAAUGCGUCUCGUCUGCCAAAUACAAGAAGAAGAAAAACGAAGAAGAAGAAGGAGGACACGGAAGCAGAAUAGUCGUACACAGCAGUUAUCCAAACACAGGCAACUACAUUUUUGCCUAGAAGCAGCGGAUGCCGGCCUUCGAUCCACAAUGAUUUCACAUGGUUUUAGGAGCAGCAAAAAGGACUUUACCUUUGGUCCUUGGAGAGUGACGACUGCAAAAAACCAUAUAAUGAAAUCCAAAGACAUUGAACGAUUAACCGAAGAGAUGAAUUUACCCUCCCUCCCAGAAAUGUUAUUUGGCGACAACAUCCUGCGCAUCCAACACAGCAACGGCUUUGGCAUUGAAUUCAAUGCCAUUGAUGCCCUAAAGAGAGUAAACAAAUCAGAGCACACCGUCAAAGUGGCUUGUGCUCAACAAUGGCAGGAGAGCAGAGCUGUUUCUGAACAGUCCCAAGAUGUGGUGAGGCCGUAUGACUGGACAUUCACCACAGAUUACAGAGGGACCCUGAUUGGAGAGGAAAUGCAAAUGAAGGUGACUGAGACGACAGAAAGAAUUAACUUGGAGAAGCUGAGAGCCCGUGAACAGAUCGUGUUCUUUGAUGAGAUUCUUCUGUUUGAGGACGAACUGCAUGACCACGGGGUCUCAAUGAUAAGUGUGAAAAUUAGAGUGAUGCCCACCAGUUUCUUCUUGUUGCUGCGGUUUUUCCUACGAGUGGAUGGUGUGAUGAUAAGAAUACAUGAUACCCGACUAUAUCAUGAGGCUGGAAAGAACUACAUGUUAAGAGAGUUCUGCAAAAGGGAAAGCAACAUAACAGAACUGAAGCAUUUUUGAUCCGGGACAACCCUAAAAGCAGACAUGGAUUUUGACUGCAAAGACUCCGUCGCUGCUCAGUACGAUAGAUUGAAGUCGACAGUGGUAACAAUAAUUGAAUGUACAAUUUAUAUACACUCGAUGAGCGUGAAUGUCAUCCAUUUAGGCUUUCAUUGAUUUAUUUGAAGCUGGUUCUUUUAUUGACGCUGUAGUGUUAAACAAUGUCUUUUUAGGCUGGAAAGACUACCGGCUAACAGUGUUUCCCCAGCCAGUACACACUUCUUGGCCCCAAAAAAAUGGUCACACACUCUAAUAUUUGGUCAGAAUAAUUUGAACAUCUUUUGGAGUCUUUCUACUGCUUUCUAUUAAAGUUUGAAAUGUAACUGUAGAGGAGGGAGCGUAGUGCGGUGGGCCACUGUGCGCGCGGGCACGUGUACGUGUUUGUGACGGUAUUCGUAAGCCCCCCCCACCACAAAGCUGUAAACCAAGGAGAAACACCGAGCUACCUUGGUCACUAUCAUGACCACUAAGGAGAAGUUCUAAUCGGCGUAUCCUUGUCAAGCUAAAAGGCAUUCUAGAAGAUGAAGGUAUGCAUAUAUCUGAGACUGUAUGUAUAACUUUUACCUUGUGUGGAUGAGACAAUAGUCCAAAUAAAUUCAAACUUUCGCCCAAUUCUUGUUUUGUGGUUUCUGGACCCAAAUUAAUAACAUUCAUACUCUUGAGGAGUAUUCUGCAAAGCGAGUUUAGUGGGUUAGUGAGCUGUGUUAAGUCGAAAGCCGGACUUGCGUGUUCAGCGAAGGUAGCGCUCUUUUAAAGCAGUUGUAUCACCAUGGCAACUUGGGCUGAACUCAUAACCUGGUCGCGACCAUGUUAUGUCCGUGCUUUCAGCUUAAAAUCAGCUAUGAAAGUGCCACUCUUUCACUGUUUAACUAAUUCGGAGAUGACCUCACCGUUUAUUGAGAACCUACGAGGUUCCUGGGGGGACAUGGAGAAAAUAACAUUUGAAAAAAGAGCAUUCCCUGAUGAUGUUAUCCAUCUAUAAGAGAUAUAGAUUUUCAGACGAGGGAAUACGCUAGAUGUGCUCACACGAGCACC